Messenger RNA from Acomys russatus (golden spiny mouse), 1240 nucleotides. RefSeq names its product E2F transcription factor 5 (gene E2f5). The record is from RefSeq and is a predicted model, not a curated record. Gene Ontology annotation, molecular function: protein dimerization activity; RNA polymerase II cis-regulatory region sequence-specific DNA binding; DNA-binding transcription factor activity, RNA polymerase II-specific. Bases 1 to 1020 code for a protein of 339 amino acids. NCBI's taxonomy places the organism in Eukaryota, Metazoa, Chordata, Mammalia, Rodentia, Muridae. Gene Ontology annotation, cellular component: RNA polymerase II transcription regulator complex. Gene Ontology annotation, biological process: regulation of transcription by RNA polymerase II. The transcript is spliced from 8 exons.
AUGGCGGCGGCGGAGCCCGCGAGCUCUGCUCAGCCCACGCCGCAGGCCCAGGCCCAGCCCCCGCCAGUGCCGCCGCCUGGGGCGCCAUCCUCGCAGCCGCCCGCGGGGCUCGCGGCGGGCAGCAGCCGGCACGAGAAGAGCUUGGGGCUGCUCACCACCAAGUUCGUGUCGCUGCUGCAGGAGGCGCAGGACGGCGUCCUGGAUCUCAAGGCGGCUGCAGAUACUUUGGCUGUAAGGCAAAAGCGAAGAAUUUAUGACAUUACCAACGUCUUAGAGGGAAUUGAUCUAAUUGAAAAAAAAUCAAAGAACAGUAUCCAGUGGAAGGGUGUAGGUGCUGGCUGUAAUACGAAAGAAGUUAUAGAUAGAUUAAGAUUUCUUAAAGCUGAAAUUGAAGAUCUAGAGUUGAAGGAAAGAGAACUCGAUCAGCAGAAGUUGUGGCUACAGCAAAGCAUCAAAAAUGUGAUGGAAGACUCCAUUAAUAACAGAUUUUCCUAUGUAACUCACGAAGACAUCUGCAACUGCUUUAAUGGUGAUACACUGUUGGCCAUUCAGGCACCUUCUGGUACACAGCUGGAAGUUCCUAUUCCCGAAAUGGGUCAGAAUGGACAAAAGAAAUACCAGAUAAAUUUAAAGAGUCACUCAGGACCUAUCCAUGUGCUGCUUAUAAAUAAGGAGCCCAGUUCAUCUAAGCCGGUGGUUUUUCCUGUCCCCCCACCUGACGACCUCACACAGCCUUCCUCCCAGUCCUCACCAUCAGUGACUCCAGAGAAAUCCACCAUGGCUGCUCAGAACCUGCCUGAGCAGCAUGCUUCUGAAAGAAGCCAGAGUCUUCAGCAGACACCAGCCACAGGAAUAGCUUCAGCAGGAUCUAUUAGUGGAGACAUCAUUGAUGAACUGAUGUCUUCUGAUGUGUUCCCUCUCUUACGGCUCUCUCCUACUCCAGCAGAUGACUACAACUUUCAUUUAGAUGAUAAUGAAGGAGUUUGUGAUCUCUUUGAUGUUCAGAUACUAAAUUACUAGAUUCCAUGGAAACCUGGGACUGUUAUCUACCUCUAACUGUAACGUUUUAGGAUUCCUAAUAACCUAAGUAUUUAAAUUAUGAAUGUAACACCUUUGUAGUUCACUGACUCUAAAGUAUUCUUCCCUAGCGUUAAUGUUUUACUUCACAGAACUGAAAAGGGCUCUGACUGCUGCAAGGGCGAGGAUGAACUGUCUGCCAGCACGCCCUCCAAUAAUUACA